Messenger RNA from Fukomys damarensis (Damara mole-rat), 4730 nucleotides. Its product is annotated as zinc finger protein 709-like. The record is from RefSeq and is a predicted model, not a curated record. Gene Ontology annotation, biological process: negative regulation of transcription by RNA polymerase II. The transcript has 4 exons. NCBI's taxonomy places the organism in Eukaryota, Metazoa, Chordata, Mammalia, Rodentia, Bathyergidae. Bases 60 to 2249 code for a protein of 729 amino acids. Gene Ontology annotation, molecular function: DNA-binding transcription repressor activity, RNA polymerase II-specific.
UCCUUUCUGUUGUCGCUCUCAACUCAGAGGGCGGGCAAUGGGGCAAGAGCCAAUCAGUGAUGAGGGUCGGGCUGUAUGAACUGUCCAAUCAGGUGGCCCGGGAGGUGGGCCCUCUUGCCUGGCUCCACAGCUCAGUUCUUGGGCGCAGUGGUGAGAGCCGCCCCAGCGGGGCAGGCCGUCCUGUGUUAGGAUUUCUACUGGCUGCAGGCUGCGUGGGAUGCUACCCGGGAGACCCUCCAGCGACAAUGAAGGCAGUGACCUUUGAGGAUGUGGCUGUGAACUUCACCAAGGACGAGUGGGCUUUGUUGAAUCCAUCCCAGAAGAAGCUCCACAGAGAUGUGAUGUGGGAAAACUUUACAAAUGUGACUGCCAUAGGAAGAAACUGGAAAGACCAGCAGGUUGAAGAUGAGUACAAAAAUUUGAGGAAAAAUAUAAGAAGUGCAGAUGUAGAUAAAUGCCCUCAAUAUAAAUUAUGGUAUCAACAUGGAAAAAAGGUUUUUAUGAUUCCUGAUACAAAUGUGCACAUGAAACUUCUUAGUAUAAAAGCAGGUGAAAGCCUUGCGUGUGAAAAGCUUCUGAUUGGUCAUUCAUCGCCAACCAUGCCCAUCAUACAUAACACAGGACUCAAAUCACAUGAGCUCCAUGGAUUUGAACAGAAGGUGUCUAACUCUAACAGACAUGAGAAAACUUCCACUGACUUUCAGUCCUUUCAGAAACAUACAAAGACAAAUCCUGAAGAAAAACCCUAUGGAUUUAAGCAAUAUGGAAAAUCCUACCCUGAUUGUAUUGAAGAAAAUAAUGCUGAAGAGAAAUCCUUUGAAUAUAAGCAAGAUGUGAGGUCCUUCAGUAUACCCAACUAUGUUCAAAUCCAGGAAAGAAAUCACAGUAGUAUGAAUACCCAUAUAUACAUACAAAGUGGAAAAGGUUUGAAUUCUCACUGUGAUAUUAAGAAACAUGAAAGAGCUCACACUGGUUCAAAAAUCCCUGUGUAUAAACACUGCUGGGAAUCUUUAAAUAACAAUACAUUUGGUGAUCAUGAAAGAACUCACAUUGAGGGAAAACCCUAUGUAUGUAAGCAAUGUGGGAAAGCUUUUAACAAACAGAGUCGUUGUCAAAGACAUGAACGAACUCACACCGGGGAGAAGCCCUAUGUAUGUAAGCAAUGUGGGAAAGGUUUCAGCACACACAGUUAUUGUAAAAUACAUGAAAGAGCUCACACUGGGGAGAAACGCUAUGUAUGUAAGCAGUGUGGGAAGAACUUCAUCUCACGCUCUUCUUGUCAAAAACAUGAACAAACUCACAGUGAAAAUAAACAUUAUACAUGUAAGCAAUGUGGAAAAGCUUUCAGCAUGCACAGUAAUUGUCAAACACAUGAAAGGACUCACACUGGGGAGAAACCAUAUAUAUGUAAGCACUGUGGGAAAGCUUUCACCACACACAGUUAUUGUCAAAGACAUGAACGAACUCAUAUGGGGGAAAAACCCUAUGUAUGCAAGCAAUGUGGGAAAGCUUUCAGCACACACAGUUCUCGUCAAAUACAUGAACAAACUCACACUGAGGAGAAGCACUAUAUAUGUAAGCAGUGUGGGAAAGCUUUCAGCACACACCGUUAUUGUCAAAGACAUGAACGAAAUCACACUGGGGAGAAGCCCCAUCUAUGUAAGCAAUGUGGGAAAGCUUUCAGGACACACAGUCAUUGUAAAAUACAUGAAAGGACUCACACUGGGGAGAAACCCUAUGUAUGUAAGCAAUGUGGAAAAACUUUCAGGACACAGAGUCAUCGUAAAACACAUGAAAGGACUCACACUGGGGAGAAACCCUACAUAUGUAAGCAAUGUGGGAGAGCUUUUGCCACACACAGUUCUUGUCAAAAACAUAAAAGCACUCAUACUGGGGAGAAACCAUAUAUGUGUAACCAAUGUGGGAAAGCUUUCAGCAGGCGUAGUGAAUGUAAGGUACAUGAAAGAAUUCACACUGGGGAGAAACCCUAUGUAUGUAAACAAUGUGGGAAAGCUUUUGGGACACAAGGUAAUUGUCAAAAACAUGAAAAGACUCACACUGGGGAGAAGCCAUAUGUAUGCAAGCAGUGUGGGAAAGCUUUUACCAGACAUAGUCAUUGUCAAAAUCAUGAAAGGAUUCACACUGGGGAGAGACCAUAUGUAUGUAAGCAGUGUGGGAAAGCUUUCACCACGCACAAGGAUUGUCAAAGGCAUGAAAGGAACCACAAUGUAAAAACCCUAUGUAUGUAAGUAAUAUGGAAAAGUUUUCAGUUACUCUAGUUGUCAUCAUAGACAUUAAAAAAUUAAGAGGAAAUUAAUUUUGAAUAUAUAAAGUGAUUUGCCCUGAACUGAAAUAACAGUGCAGAGAAGCCCUUUCUUUGUAUGCAGUACAAGAAAGUCUUUCGAUACAUGUGUAUUAUUACAUCCCUGAAAGAAUUCAUAGAACAGAGACUAUGAACAGUGUGGGAAAUGUUUUAUUUUUCUUAAUGCAUUUAAGUUCAUGAGAGAAUGAAAGUUCAUGAGAGGAAAACCACCUAUAAACAGUAAAUAUGGGGAACCUUUCCAUUUUUCCGUAUACCUUGAAAAUCACAAACUGCCACUGAAGAGAAAGCCUAUGUAAAUAAUAUAUGAAGUGCUUUUGUGAUUCUCAUAACUUCAGAAAACAGGCACAGCCAGGGAUUUAAUGCUCAAUGGUGCUGCCUCCUGCCUCACAAGUGCAAGGUCCCAAGUUCGAGCCUCAGUAUCAAAAAAACAACAAAAAGAAGACAUGCACAGACUCAAAAUGAGAUAUAGUGUAAAUACCAAAUGUGACAGAGCUAAGAGAGUGGCAGAGAUAGACAGGUGUGUUAGGGAUGAGGUGCACUGUUCAAAGCACACAUGCAGGGAAUGUCUUCCUCCAGUGUAUUUAUGGAGUAAUGCACUGAUGAGGUUGAAAAGUGCAUAAUGUUAAAUUCAGAAUAACAGAGCACCUUGCCUCCAAGUCGUCAGGGAAUGGCCUUUAAGGGACAUUUUACAUGCAAACCAUCGCCUUAGUUGUAAGGUAAAGUGAAGUCUAUUCACAGUGAAAUUUUAUUGAGUCGUAAAGGAAAUCCUCUAUUUGUGAUAAUGUAGAUCAGCACAUUAUGUGAAAUGUGCUAUCCAUAGACAAAUCUUGAUUGUCUCUUUUUAGCAUCUAAAAUUGACAACUUUCAAGAGGCGGAGAGUGUAGUGACAGCUGCCCUGUGUAUGGGUGGGUAAGUUGAUAGAUAUUAAUGAUAAAGCACAGUGUUUCUCUUUCAGAGUACAAAAGGGCAUAGAUUCUAUAGUUACUACAAUGAUUGAAGCGGUGCCACAUAGCAUUACAAUUUGCUAAAAGUUGUUUCUAGUGAUUUCUCCAUACACCCAAAAGGUUACUGUGUUAGGGGAUGCAAAUGCUACCAAAGAAGAAUGUGAUAUUUUGACAUUCUAAACAGCAGAACAUCACACUAAACAUUCAACAUAUGAUUUUAUAAUUUUUUUAUAUAAUGAAAUGAAUACAAUUAAGUUAGCAAAAGUAACAUGACUGGUUUCAUGAUGCGAAUCCCUUCAAUUUUUACAAAUGUAAUUUAGUUUGUACUGUGUUUCUGAAAAUACUCAGUAGCAGUUAGCCUGAAGGUCAUGGGUUAUUGUUAAACUGAAAGCCUUCAGUGUUUCAGUGCAAUUUAUACUUGGUUCAUUGGAAAUGUAAAAUCGUUUUUUGAGGAUAUAAUUUGGAAACAGUUGACAUUUUCAUGAGUUUAUUUCAUCCUAUUUUAACAAAGUUAUAUAUGUGCUCAGAAAACUACAUUUUAAAAACACUUCUUUGUGUGAUUUAAUUUACUUAACAUUGUUUUCAAGGUGUAUCCAUUUUCCUUCAAAAUGUCUUGAAUUUGUCCUUUACAGCCAAGUAGUAUGCCAUUAUGUACAGAUACCAUAUUUUGUUUAUGCAUCUGUUAAUGUUUAGAUACUAGGAAACAGAGAGAUAGCUCUUGGCAAAGGGAAGGGGUUAGAGGGCCAUGGAUGUGAAGAAGGGGAUGUAAGAUUUAAUGUCAUGUACCAACUAUUGACAAUGAAUGCAAUCUUUGUAUGUCACAAACAUGAACUAAAGAUAAGAAUAAUGAUGAUGAAAUGAGAAAAGGUGAUCUCAAGCCAGAGGGAGGGUGAUGAGUGGAGGGGAAAUCAUCAAAUGUUAAAGACAUAGGCCUGUUCUCUAAGUUGAAUGUGCACAUGUACUUCAAACAUGUAUUAAUUAAAAAAAUAAUACUUAAAUUUUAGAGAUAUUUCUUACUUUUUUCUGCUUCCUAAAGAUUUAUCAGACAAUGUAUUGAAAAUAUGUAAAGAUGCUUUUGGAUCUCUGUUGCAGCCUUCUUUAGUAUUGAAUUCCUUAUAAACAUUUAUUUUUGUCAUAGGCUCUGAUUAAAUGUAUUGACACUGAUUAAGCAGCAGUCCAUUGCGUGCACUUCCACUGGUUACCCAUGGUGGGGAUUAUGUGAUUUUGUGAGAGGGAUGAAGUAGGUAUUCAUGUGCAUGAGGAAGUGUGCAUCUAUCGGGUUGCAUUAGUGGAUGGGAACAUGUAAUUUUUUGCUAUCUGAAUUUGACCAUGGCUGUUGAGUUGCCAUACCAUUCACCCAAAUAUAUAGACCAUGUCUUAGCGCAUGGUAGCACACCUAACCAAAAUAUCAGGAUUGUUUACUUUAUGAAAUAAUUUUUGGGCGGGGGGUUUAGCUCAGUGGU